CACAUUGUGCGCAGAUACGAGAAAAACAAGCUAAGUUUGUCCGCUAUGAUUAAAAGUGGUGAUUUUAUCGAAAGAUUAAAUCAACAAAACCAUGAAAAUUCCAAAGCCAUCGAUUAUAAAACGCAUGGCUAUGACUUGGAGGAGGGUGAAGAGGACCAGGAAACGAAGGAUGACUCAAAAGACAGUGUUUGGUCACCAGAAAUCGAGCAAAGUUUUCGUGAAGCUUUGAUUAUCUAUCCACCUUGUGGCAGAAGAAAAAUUAUUAUUUCGGACGAAGGAAAAAUGUUUGGACGAAAUGAAUUAAUUGCACGAUAUAUCAAGCUUAGAACGGGCAAAACUAGGACAAGAAAACAAGUAUCAAGUCAUAUUCAAGUGUUAGCACGUCGACGAUCAAAAGAAUCAGCUGAAUAUUCAUUCGAUGAUAUUUAUGAUUCAGAUUUAUGUGGUUUCUCCCCAUCUACAGAUAUUCAUGAAGAUACUGAGCAAUCACAUUUUAAUGUGGGAAAUUCGAAUUCUAAACUAGAAACGAAUACAUCAUUUAGUGUUGAGACAUUUUUAUCACAAGUCACUUCUCCUGAAUAUACAGAUUUGAAAAAAUUAAAUAUUCUUAAUAAAUUAAGUAUUAUUCAAACGGAAGAAAUACACCUUAUGUAUUAUGAUUUAUACAUGUGUAAUUCUGCUCAGGCUCAUCAUUCUACGAAUGAACAAGCUUUGAUUAUACUUAACUCAUCCUCACAAAUUAGUGUAGUUCACUCCCAAAUGGAUUCAAAUCAAUCUGAUAUUAUACCUCAACAUAUUGAUAUAAAUUGGCCACAUAUUCUUAGAAAUCAACCUGAAAAAUGUUUCAUUAUGAAUUUAAGGAUUGAUUUACCAGAUGCUAACCAUUUGAUGUGUAAUCCAUUUUUAUCCACAACUAUUAUAUUCAAGAGUAUUUGCUCUAGAAAAAAAUCUCUGAAAUUAUCUACAAAAAUUUUCACAUUUAACCAACUUAUCACAGAGACAGAAACUAAUUUAAAAUUACUGGAAAAUAACCAAGAAAAGAUUUAUAUUAGUCAACGAAAAUUGGAAUCAUAUCUUACAGAAUUAUUGACAAAUCUUUCAAAAUUAGAUUCUGAAAAACUUAUAAAUUUGGCUUUGGAAAGUACAUAUUUAUUACAGCUUGUAUAUGAUGAUGAAACUAAUUGUCCAAUGAUUGGAUUUAUUAUACUAUUAAACAUGUCAAGAGUUGAUCAUAUGAAACCACAUCAAAUAAUUUGUUUUUCAUAAUUUCAUUUCAUUUUCUUUUCUUUAACACUUUCCCUUGUAGUGUAAUGUAUUCUUCUUUUUAUUUAUUACAAACUGUAAUACAUCUAUCAAUCUUAUGUAUCGUUUUCAUUUAACCAUAAAGUUUUAUAUUAACAUAUUGUUUCUCUCGAAUUAUCUCCUAAUCUUUAAAUCAAUUUAUAAUAUUACAUUUAAUCAUAAUGGUUUUAUUUAUUUAUCCAUGAAAUUACAUCUUUAUUAUGUAAGUUUACUUUCGUGCUAUAUAUAAAUCAACAGAAUUAUUAACAAAUAUAUUUGCUUCUUUUGUUCGAAAUUACCUAUUAUGACUUGUUCUAAAACAAUAAUGACGAAUGUGGAUGAUGAAUGAUGAAAGUUUUACAUAAUAGCCUUCGCAUUGCUAUAAUGUUCUUACUGAAUUUAAGUCACUUUGAUGUUUUAAAAUUAGGGGAUUCUUCAUUCAGAUCGGUUUCCUAAGCAAGUUUUCCUUGAUGGGAGAUUUUCGUUGUAACGUGUGGACUGCAGGUUUUGAUAAGCAGCGUUUUAUCGAUCGGAUUAGUGACACGUAAACACGUAAUGAACGACUUAGAGUCCCGAUUGGCCCUGCUUCCCUGUCUAGCCCAGCCAGUUGAGUCCAGAACACAAGUCACAGCCUCUGAGAUAUGAAUCAUUGUAUUUCAGACAUACUCUGCUUAUAUACCAACCAAACAAACCACAUCGUACCACAAAAUAGAAAACAACAUUUACACAAUAUUUAACAAGUGAAAUAAAUAUCGACCAAUAGGAAAUGUCCAUUUAACGUCCAAGGACACCAUUCGACUUAAUACGACAAUCAUUGGUAUAUUCCUCUGCAUACCUAACAGUUUUAUCAUUCAAUUUCAUCAUAAUUUGUAUCGAAAAACUAUCGACUCUCCUUUAAAUUAGACAGAUCUGCCUAAUUCCAAUUUUGGAGAAGAUUCACAGGAGUGUAUCUUGAUUCUUAGGUGACUAACUCGUUGAUAUAAUGGAUCGCAAGCAUUUAAUUAAGACAAGUUCACUCAUUUUUAUGAUUCACCACAACUGCAUACCUUACAAAGGCAUCUUAACAGGUUUCAGACGUAAAAGUUGAGUUAAAACUUUCUGUCGCUCUCAACAGUUUUCAUCGUUUUUGUCUCAAGGACGACCUUUGCUUCCUUAUCUCUAUCCACUAGUAAUCCCGGCUUCCUUUAUACUUUUUGUUAAUGAUAUUACUGCACUAUAUUGUUAUAUAUCAAGUGGUCAUGUAGAUAUUUAGUCUAAGACGAAGUGUCAUAUUUUUCCUAACACUGAUUAUAGUGCCACUGGAACUGAGAUAGUACUUUUUAGCCAGAGGAAUUAAUGUAACCGAUCCAAUAUCUCACGUCAGUACUUUCAUGAAUAUUACGAUCCAUUCAUUUCUUCUGUUUUGCAGCUAUCCUUAAAAACGUUCCUUACAUUGUCCCUAGCUGAAAAUUUACCGAGUUAGACGUGAAAAUUUGCAUAUUUAGCAACCCUGACAAUAUAGUCUGACCACCAUAUCAGCGUACGUCAAAACAGACGAUAAUCACUUUUGGCUCAUGAAUGUAGGUCCUUAGUAUAUUGGAAAUGAACGGAAUAGUGUGGCCACUUAACUUCAGUAAUUACAUAUCAAAGUCAUACAAUCUUUUAGGUACUCCGGUCUGACUCGUUCUAUUUUACCAGCCAGGUUAUUCUGCUUUUAUGAUGCAAUUACGAGAUAAAUGAAGACUUUCCAGAAUAAUAUCCCGUAUUCAACGAAAAAGAUUAUGGAAGUACAAAGUAUGGACGCAAUAACGCACUGGUCGAUUAAUAUAUUAGAUGUAAUCAAUAGACGUUAAUUUACCUCAACAUUAAGACAACUCAUUAAAUAAUUCAACGUCUAGUAAUCAGACCUACAAGGUAGCGAUGCGUUCAACCCGGAGUAAUAUUUGGCUAAGGUUCAAAGAUUCUUCAUUGAAUCUGCAGACGUGUCAUUCUGUCUAAAACAUUUGACGGUAAUAUUUUCUUUAUUAAGGCAACGGUUUGUAAACUCCUUAACACACAAACACCAGCUAUGUGAAUAACACUUUUGCCAGGGACUACAGGCUUUAUAUCCUGGGUUAAAAAAUAACUUAUACACAAACGUGUGAGUUCUUUGUUCAGUGAGUCAAGUGAAGGAUGUCUAAUAAAUGUUACUGUAAAGAGAAGAUUUCGAAUACUUAACAAAAUUAGACACUGUCUAAGUUUUCUUCUUUAUUUGUGGAUAUCUUUGUAGUUUCAAUCACUCCAUCUUUCACUUUUUCAGUGGUAACCACUAACCAUUCUUCUGCCUCUCCAUCGCCUGUUGAUUUCUCAGCAAUUAGUUUCUAAAAGCCAAAAAUAUACUUAGGGUGUUUAAAAAUAAUAAAAAGAACUAUGAAAUCCGUGAACAUAUGAGACUAACGUUCAGCUAUCUUCAGGAAACUGGCCGUCUAUGAUGUUGUAUAGCUACUAAUUUCUGACUAUGAAUAACCUCGCUAUUCAUUUCUUGAAGUUAUUCUCCUAGUUUGAACCAUGUAAAUUUGAUAAACGUGAUGUCGUUAAUCUACAAUAAAUGGUAUUUUGUUGAGUCCUGGAGAAGAAAAGUCACAAAUUAAUCCCCCAAACUAAGUAGUUUUUCAAGUAUUUGACAUUGACCCAACUUUUUUUAGUGGACACAUCCAAGCUGACGGUUCUUGGCAUGCAUCCUCACAAGAUAACACUCAAACGCUCCGUGCUACACAUCUCUUACGACAACCACUCAGUACAUCGCAUAUUUGCUUUCAAGACUAAGGAAGUGCGGUAUUUGUGUUAAAUAAUGAUUCCUUUUUACCUGGUCUCGCGCUCAUGAUGAAUCCCAAAUAUAGAACGUUCUGUAGUACCCAUCUAGUUCUACUUGUCCUAAAUUCCACUAUUUCGUGGAUUCUUAAUUAGCUCAUUAAUUCAAAUACUUUCGAUCAUCAUAGGAAGAAGCCGUCAAGUAGUAAUUCAGUAUAAAACAGUCUGUGUAUAAGUUUGUGGUCAGACACAGAAACAUCGUUGUUUCUUACAGACUAAGAUUCGUAGACAUCCAUUCAUGAAAUCAGUGCACUCACUUUUUCUGACCUACAAGAAGCUACAAAGAGAAAGCUUUAGGUGAAACUCAAAAUUUCUGGAUGGUCCGUCCAAAUGACAUCAUGAUAAUUUAUAUUUCACGGGAUCUUAGUUAUGUUCAUGACAUCACGUUACAGAGACUAACGUCUGAGAAAUAUCUUCAGUAACCAUUCUUCAACGAAAGAUAUGAUCAAUCAAGUACAAACCGUUAAGUUUUGAAAAUACAGAGCAUUAAUUUUCUCAGUAGAAGAAAUUCAAACAUUAUGCCUCUACGUUUUGUAACUAUACUUAAGUAUAGCGACUACUACUUAUCGUCCAACAACCUUCCUUCUAUUGGAGAUAUUUCUCUGCUCGCACUAAAACUCAGGGUAAGUGAUUUUUACAACAACGCAUCCAUGAAAACACAUGAUGUACUUUUCGACUUGUCAUUAGUUUAUUAUUUUCUAAUUGCUGAGCGUCGUAAAGGUUCGUAUGAAUUUUCUCAUAGAAUGCCGAUCAAGAAAUUCAUGGGUUCAGUAUCCAGUUUCAAUUUAAGCAGCUGAAUGAUCUUUUGUAGUCCGAAUGAUGAAGCGAUCUCAUUUGGGCUAACUUUACCUUGAGUGCCUCAUAAAAUGUAGCGUCAGUCGAAAAGUUGGCAAUCAGACGAGUAUUUGGUUUUACGCCAGUGAACUUUUUGAAAUAUCCUC
Molecule: messenger RNA, 5051 nt
Organism: Schistosoma guineensis
Lineage: Eukaryota; Metazoa; Platyhelminthes; Trematoda; Strigeidida; Schistosomatidae
Source: the annotation of a GenBank genome assembly